AGUCUCAGAUCAUCAGGUGGAUGGAGUGAAUCGGUUGCCGCAGCAACAGCGUCAACUGCACCCCCACCCCCCGCUAUAAUUUGCUUUCUGAUUCAGAACGACGGUAAAUUCCCGGUACCUUCCAGUGGUAUCUUCCCAAUCCGCGCGUUGCUUAGCAGGAAGCGGCCAUCGAUAGUUUUCUAUUGACAAAUCGCAUCAGGAAAAUAAGUGAAAGUCGAUGGUUGUCCGUUCUUUCUAUCUUUCAUCCGACACCUUCCCGUUCUCAUAGAUAGCAUCCUAGCAAAUCCCCGACGGUGACUGGAGAGUUAAAACGCUGAAAACGCGUAGCCUAAGCAACUACAAUUUUCUUUCGUUCGAAUUCAGUCACUUUUUGUGCGAACAGUUUGAGCUACUCUCGUUCAACAUCAGUCGCGCGCUUUCGUAAUUCCUCUCCUCAACUGACAUUUCCUGUUUUAAAUAUAGUUUAUCUGGAUUUUUUUCUACUUUUUUCCCCACUGGCGUUGCCAACGCAACACAGAUAGCCUGUCUCUAAACGCAGUCGUUCUUCGAAAAAACCUCCUGUGGCACAUUGGUCUACGCUUUCUCCCCUGUCUCGAUAGUCUCCACCCAAGACCAACAAUAUGUUGGACCCAUCUUCCAGUGAAGAGGAAGCGGAUGAGAUAGUGGAAGAAGAAGGCAAAGAGGUGAUGGCACCAAAGACCGGGGGAGCACGGGUGUCACCCAGCCGGACCACCGACAGUUCUGGUGGGCUCCAGCCCUCGAGCCGGGGAAGCAGCGCUUGUGCGUCCAACCCCAGCCCCUCGGCGGCCAGCGAGAAGGAGAAAGAUGAUCUGGAAAAGAUGCAGAGGGAAGAGGAAGAGCGAAAGAAGAGGCUCCAGCUCUAUGUCUUUGUGAUGCGCUGCAUUGCCUAUCCUUUUAAUGCCAAGCAACCCACCGACAUGGCAAGACGACAACAGAAGAUCAGUAAGCAGCAGUUACAGACGGUGAAGGAGCGUUUCCAGGCUUUCCUCAGUGGUGACACCCAGAUAGUGGCAGACGAGGCCUUCAUCAAUGCAGUCCAGAGCUACUAUGAUAUAUUCCUGAAGAGUGACCGUGUGUCCCGGAUGGUCCAGAGCGGAGGCUGCUCGGCCAGUGACUCGCGGGAGGUUUUCAAGAAGCACAUUGAGAAGCGUGUCCGUAGCCUGCCGGAGAUCGACGGACUAAGUAAGGAGACAGUGCUCAGCUCCUGGAUGGCCAAGUUUGACACAAUCUACCGCGGAGAGGAUGACCCCAGGAAGCACCAGCAGCGGAUGACAGCCAGUGCAGCCUCAGAGCUCAUCCUCAGUAAGGACCAGCUCUACGAAAUGUUCCAGUCCAUCCUGGGCAUCAAGAAGUUUGAGCACCAGCUCCUCUACAACGCCUGUCAGCUUGAUAACCCAGACGAGCAGGCUGCACAGAUCAGGAGAGAACUGGACGGACGACUGCAGAUGGCUGAUCAGAUCGCCAGGGGCGGCAAGUUUCCCAAGUUUGUGUCCAAAGAGAUGGAGGCCAUGUUCAUAGAGGAGCUGAGAUCCUCAGUGAACCUGCUGAUGGCUAACCUGGAGAGCAUGCCCGUGUCCAAGGGAGGAGAGUUCAAACUGCAGAAGCUCAAACGAGGGCACAACACCUCCAUCAUAGACAUGGGCCAGGAGGACGAGAACACGCUGUCCAAGUCUGAUGUGGUGCUCUCCUUCACUCUGGAGGUGGUGAUUGUGGAGGUUCAGGGGUUAAAGUCGCUGGCGCCCAAUCGGAUCGUCUACUGCACCAUGGAGGUGGAGGGGGGGCAUAAGCUCCAGACUGACCAGGCCGAAGCCUCCAAACCAACCUGGGGGACUCAGGGGGACUUCACCACCACACACCCCCUGCCUGCUGUCAAGGUGAAGUUGUUCACUGAGAGCACAGGAGUCCUGGCCCUGGAGGACAAAGAGCUUGGCAGGGUGGUACUCCAUCCGACCCCUAACAGUCCCAAACAGUCCGAACUACACAAGAUGUCCGUGUCCAAAGGCUGCCCUGACAGUGACCUGAAGAUCAAACUGGCCAUCCGCAUGGACAAGCCACAAAACAUGAAGCACUGUGGGUACCUAUGGGCUAUUGGUAAAAAUGUGUGGAAGAGAUGGAAGAAGAGAUUCUUUGUCUUGGUGCAGGUGAGCCAGUACACCUUUGCCAUGUGCAGCUACAGAGAGAAGAAGGCAGAGCCUGUGGAGCUGCUUCAACUGGACGGCUACACUGUAGACUACACCGACCCUCAGCCAGGUCUUGACGGUGGGAGGACCUUCUUCAAUGCAGUAAAGGAAGGUGACACUGUGAUCUUUGCCAGUGAUGACGAGCAGGACCGCAUCCUGUGGGUCCAGGCUAUGUACCGGGCCACCGGUCAGUCCCACAAGCCAAUCCCCCCCACCCAGGUCCAGAAACUCAACAACAGAGCAGGCUCCGCACCUCAGCUAGACGCACCCAUCUCCCAGUUCUACGCGGACCGGGCGCAGAAACAUGGCAUGGAUGAGUUCAUCUCAGCCAACCCCUGCAGCUUUGACCACUCCUCUCUGUUUGAAAUGGUGCAGCGCCUCACCCUGGACCACAGACUCAAUGACUCCUACUCCUGUUUGGGUUGGUUCAGUCCAGGCCAGGUGUUUGUCAUGGAUGAGUACUGUGCUCGUAAUGGUGUGCGGGGGUGUCACAGACACCUGUGUUACCUGGGUGACCUGCUGGAGAGAGCAGAGAACGGGGCUAUGAUUGACCCCACCCUGCUGCACUACAGCUUUGCCUUCUGUGCCUCACACGUCCAUGGCAACAGGCCUGACGGGAUAGGGACGGUGACUGUGGAGGAGAAGGAACGCUUUGAGGAUAUCAAAGAGAGGCUGCGUGUUCUGCUGGAGAACCAGAUCACACACUUCAGGUACUGUUUUCCAUUUGGUCGACCGGAGGGGGCCCUGAAAGCCACUUUGUCCCUGCUUGAGAGGGUGCUGAUGAAGGAUAUUGUGACUCCUGUGCCCCAGGAGGAGGUGAAGACAGUCAUCCGUAAAUGUCUGGAGCAGGCAGCCUUAAUCAACUACCAGCGCCUCUCAGAAUACGCCAAAGUAGAAGGGAAAAAGAGAGAAAUGUAUGAGCAUCCUGUCUUCUGCUUGGCGUCUCAAGUGAUGGAUUUAACCAUUCAGAAUGUAGGGCGCUUAGUCACCCCAGCCAAAAAGCUGGAGGACACCAUCCGCCUGGCCGAAUUGGUCAUCGAGGUUCUCCAACAGAAUGAGGAGCAUCAUGCAGAGGCGUUUGCGUGGUGGUCUGACCUGAUGGUGGAGCACGCGGAGACCUUCCUGUCUCUGUAUGCGGUGGACAUGGACGCUGCUCUGGAGGUGCAGCCCCCUGACAGCUGGGACAGCUUCCCUCUCUUCCAGCUCCUCAACGACUUCCUGAGGACCGACUAUAAUCUGUGCAACGGGCAGUUCCAUAGACACCUGCAGGACCUGUAUGCCCCCCUUGUGGUGCGAUAUGUGGACCUCAUGGAGUCAUCUAUCGCCCAGUCCAUCCACAGGGGCUUUGAGAGGGAGUCCUGGGAGCCUGUCAAGAGCCUAACAAGUAAUCUUCCUGAUUUGAGUCUACCAAAUGUCAAGCUCCAAAUGCCCAAAGUACCAAAUCUACCACCAGUUAGCCUUCUAACAAUGCCUAGCUUUUCUACACCCAACUGGAUGGCAGCUACAUGUGACUCAGAUAAUGGCUCGGGGACAUCCGAGGAUCUGUUCUGGAAGCUGGAUGCGCUGCAGACCUUCAUCAGAGACCUGCACUGGCCUGAGGAGGAGUUUGGCAAACACCUGGAGAGCAGGCUCAAACUCAUGUCCAGCGACAUGAUUGAGUCCUGCGUCAAACGAACGAGGGUGGCCUUUGAGGCCAAGCUCCAGAAGAGCAGUCGGACCACAGACCUCCGCGUGCCUCAGUCCAUCUGCACCAUGUUCAACGUGAUGGUGGAUGCCAAGGCCCAGUCAGCCAAGCUGUGUGCCAUGGAGCUGGGACAGGAGAGACAGUACCAUUCCCAAAUCGACGCUCUCAUAGAGGAGACCGUGAAGGAGAUGAUCACCUUACUGGUAGCAAAGUUUGUGGUCAUUCUAGAGAGUGUCCUAGCCAAACUGUCCAGAUACGACGAGGGCACUCUCUUCUCCUCCUUCCUCUCUUUCACAGUGAAAGCUGCAUCAAAGUAUGUGGAUGUACCUAAGCCUGGGAUGGACAUUGCAGACGGUUACGUGACCUUUGUGCGCCAUUCUCAAGACAUGCUGCGGGAUAAGGUCAAUGAGGAGGUGUAUGUAGAAAGGUUAUUUGCCCAAUGGUACACCAGCACCAUGAACCUCCUGGGUAUGUGGCUGACUGACCGGAUGGACCUACAGCUCCAUGUCUACCAACUCAAGAUCCUCAUCAGAGUAGUCAAGAAAAAGUACCGUGACUUCCGGCUGCAGGGCGUCCUGGACUCCACACUAAACAGUAAGAUGUAUGACACGGUGCGGAACAGACUGACCCUGGAGGAGGCCACGGCGUCGGUGAGGGAAGGAGGGAUGUCGGGCAUAUCCAUGAAGGACAGUGAUGAAGACGACGAUGAUGACUAGAUCAACAUCACCGGAUGUAGCCUGCGAAUCAAUGCAUGUACCAACUUUGUUAACCACUGGACCAAUCUUAUAGGGUUAUUAUUUUCCACUGUCAGAUAGAUAGAAAUACCCACAAAAGAACAACAAUACAAAUUAGUAACCAAAUACAUAAAUUAUAAUGAUAUUAGUUAUUAUAAUUAUAAAAUAUAUAUAUUUAUGUGUUGAACUAAAAAAGUAUAGGUGUUUUACAAAAAAAAAGUUAACAUUUGCCUAGCAUUCACUCUUGAAUGUUCCUAAGCAAUAUGGAGAGCCAUGUAUGUGAUGUUGAGUACCAUGAUUAGGGAUAAUGCUUGGUGUGUACCUGUUGAAUGCAAACCUGUUGAGGCGCUUUGCUAACGUACUGUGAAUACAGUAAUGGUACAUCAUUGUGAGGAGGAGUGUAACAUCACCUAUUGUUCUCAUUCAUCUCAGAGCGUAUGUCUACUGCCUAAAGGGAACCAAACUACAGACAGCCAGGCAACCUGUUUGUAUCUAGAUUACAAUAUAUUAUAAAAAGUAGCUAUCCAUUCUCUCUCGUCUCUUAACAUCAAUGUAGAAUUUACUUUGUUGACUCAAUUCAAUACUCAAUACUACAUUUUCCCUCACUGGCAAAACAUUUAGACACAUUUUUUUUUUAAUUAGUUGUUUUAGAAAUGCAAUAUUUUCAUUGUUUCAUUGUUAUAUCUUGUUGGUGUAUUUAUUGAUCAUUUUUUUUAAAUAUGUCAUAUUUGAGUUAUAAUAGCAAUUAUAGCACAAAGAUAUUCAAUCACAAAG
Messenger RNA from Oncorhynchus keta (chum salmon), 5393 nucleotides. RefSeq names its product calcium-dependent secretion activator 1. The record is from RefSeq and is a predicted model, not a curated record. The transcript is spliced from 29 exons. Bases 621 to 4601 code for a protein of 1326 amino acids. Gene Ontology annotation, cellular component: glutamatergic synapse. NCBI's taxonomy places the organism in Eukaryota, Metazoa, Chordata, Actinopteri, Salmoniformes, Salmonidae. Gene Ontology annotation, biological process: positive regulation of exocytosis; dense core granule exocytosis; synaptic vesicle exocytosis.